GCCUCGUCCGCGAGAUGGACAAGGCGAAGGACCGCUUCCGCCUCAUGAACGACGCGCGGAACCCCUUCAAGAACGCCGAGUUCUACGUCAUCCCCCUGGCCAUCGCCACGGCGUCCUGGAUCAUGCGCAAGGUCACGGACACGGUCUGCCCCGAGGACGGGUCCUUCGUCGCCAACACGUGCAAUCGCGCGGAGGAGGCCCUCGGCAAGCUCUACGGCGGCAUCGUCUUCCUCAUGCUCAUCGCGGGCUACAACCGCUUCAAGGGCCUCAAGAAGUACAUGAGGGGCGUCAUCAAGCCCCUCCUCGAGGCCGCGCUCGCGGACGACGCGAAGUCGGCCUAG
Messenger RNA from Aureococcus anophagefferens, 341 nucleotides. RefSeq lists its product as hypothetical. The transcript has a single exon. The annotation marks the transcript as partial. NCBI's taxonomy places the organism in Eukaryota, Pelagophyceae, Pelagomonadales, Pelagomonadaceae. The record is from RefSeq and is a predicted model, not a curated record.